Equus caballus (horse) is the source of this 2265-nucleotide messenger RNA. NCBI's taxonomy places the organism in Eukaryota, Metazoa, Chordata, Mammalia, Perissodactyla, Equidae. The record is from RefSeq and is a predicted model, not a curated record.
AUGGCCUCUGAGGACUUCCAGGACUGCGCCCCAACUGCCAGCCCCGACGCCCCCAAGUACCGGGGCCUGAGCUCCCACCUGAGCGGCCCAAGCGCCUUCUCAGAUCCGCCGCCCAGGGUCGCUUUAAAGGCUCCGCCGCGAAAGCCCACGGUCACGAGCACCAGCCUCGCCCCCUUUGGAUGCCCCCAGCCCCACCGCAACACUAACCUCGCCGGCGGCGAGGUCCACCCCGGCUCCCUCACCUUCCAAAUCCGGUGGCGAGCUCCCCCGCACCCCCUGCACCCUCCGAACCCAGGCGGCCAGGUCCAUCCCAACCCCCGCACCCUCCGAACCCGUGCAGCGAGGCCCUCCGCGGGGGUCGCACCUGCUCGAGCAAUCCAGCGGCCCCAGGUGGCCAGUGCGCGGUCGGUGUCUCCAGGCGCUCCCAGCGCCCUGCGUCCCGCGCGCCCUGCAGAGGCGCCUGGGCCGCGGGCUGCGCGGGCGGAGCUGCCCGGCCGCCGGGAGGAGAGAGGCCCGGGCAAAAGUUGCCAGGGAAACUUGAGCAACUCGAGCGCGCCGGUGCCAGCCUCCUGCAUAAUUCACGGGCAGCGGCGGCGGGGCGCGGGGGCCGCUCACCUGCACCAGCCGAAUCCCCCACCCCGGCUGGGGCGCACGGUGGGCAGAGGCCCAGCACCUGGCCGGGGCUCUGCGCGACCCGGGGGCUCGGGCUCGACCCGCGACCCCCGGGCCUGCACCGGGCGCGCGGGCCCGGGCCUCCCUGAGCCCGCCGCGCUCGCCGCGCGCAACUGGAUGGGGGCUCUGGGCGCUGGUGCGGGGCCGGGUGACCGCAGCAGGGUCUCUGGGGACCCUGCGACCACAGCUCGGGUCCGCGCCCCCCGCGCGCCCCCUGGCGGCCCUGCGCCGACUCCUCCGCCGGGCAUGCGGGCCCAAGUCCCGGAGCCCGCGGGCAGCGACCUAGGGCAAGGAGACCCCGGGCGGGGGUGGAGAGUGCGCCAGAUUGCUUUGCUCCAUGGAUGGAUGGGACUGACCCUCCUGAGCUGGUUGUGGUGCUGCCACCCUCACAGACUCCUGAUGUCCACCAUGCGAAGAACAGAUGCCAGAUAUAGCCGUUCAGUGCCGGAAUGCGAGACACGCAGAGCGGAGCUGACCUGAAGCUCCUCUGCCCCACAGCCCAGAGCCUGGCCCAGCGGAGCCGCGUGGAGCCGUGGGCAACCUGCAGUCCCAUAAAUAGGAAACACAUGCCCCGGGGCGGAAAGCCACUACGAUUUCGGGGUUGUCUGUGACCGCAGCAGAAGCUGACUAAUACACUCAGAAUGUGAACAGGCCUUGAGCCCUGGCCUCAUGCCAGACUUAUAUUCAACUUCAGCAUUAAGUAACGUAUAUCUGUUAAUGCAGAACGAUGUUGCCAAGAUGUUGUAGAUUGAAAAGCGGCUAGUUUGAAAAUACGGUUGCUACUGUGUAUUUAUUCGUCACUUCACGUGCACACAUACGUGUGUGAAUACAUAAAAAGUCAGCUGUGAAAAUACAUACUAGAAAAUUAACGAUAUUUGCCUCAAUAUUGGGAAUUAUAGGUGAUUCUUCACAAAUCAUGUUUUGCAUUCUUUCUAAAUUGUAAAAUUAUUAUACAGAUGGUAAAAAAACAAAAACAAAACAAAACAAAACAAACAUUCUAAGAGGGAUAUCCAAUGAAAAAAAGUAAGCUGUUCUCCUGCUCUGACCCCUGGUCUCACUUAUCAGAGAGAACACUUUCUUGGUGUCGUUCUAGAAGUGUUCCCCCAUAGCCAUAUUUUCAAAUGACUCUGAUUCACCAAUUAGCCAAAAAACUAAAGUUUAGCCAGUCUCUGAGUAAACAGACGCAAGGAUCUAAAACAAUCUAUCCAGGGCUAAUUCUUAAUGUACUAUGCAGAACUAAUCUGUUUCUCAUUAAAAUUAUGGAUUAAAUUUUAAUCCCCACAUUUCUACAAAUAAGAAAAAUAGAGUCUUUGUACCCUUAUUUGUUUACUUAGUCGAAAGCUUUGAAAAAAAGAGACCUCACUUGAAUGUAAGAAUUCGGGAUUAUCUAUUAUGUGAUUAGAUCAAUUUUUAAAUCUUUGUUAAAGGACUUUAAAGAAAGGAAAAUAUUUCAUAAAAUCUCAUUGGCUCUCCUGCACUUCCAGGCGUACCCUGUAAAUUAAAAAAAAUCUUCCAUUUUAGUGGAAUUAGCGGUUAAGAUCAGAAGCCGCGUGAAUGGAAAGAAAAUAAAUUGACACAUUAAGUUCUCUGGAA